AUGACAAUUCAACAAAUGUUCAAAAAGAGGUUUAAUCCAAACAAGGAUCAACACUCGACAACGGCAACAAGAACUCCUUUGGAUACCAAUAAUAUUACUGCAAUUGAUCAAAUUUCAUUUCUUGUUUCACCAAAUGAUAUCCCUGUUUUAUAUCAUACCAUGAAAUCAGUAGUUACUAAAUUAGAGCCAUAUAUGGAACAAUCAGGAGUUUUGAAAGAUGAGACAAACAAAGGAUUGGUUCCAAACAUAUCUUCUGUUUUGGUUGAGACUACUGGAAUUAAAUCUACUUUGUUGAAUUUUGAUAGUGAUAGCUGCGGUUAUAGUUAUGCUGCUGCUGAUACUGCUGUUGAUGCUGCUGCUGCUGCUGCUGCUACUGCCACUGCUUUGGUGGAUUUGAAGAUUGACGUGACUUGGAAAGCUAGAAAGGACAAAAAGAGCGACGAUGGUGUUAAUGAUAUUGAUUUGAAUCAACAGAUACCAUUUCAGAAUACAAAUGAACCACCAGAAUCCAUUAAAAAGGUGGUUACUCUUGACAAAUAUACGGAAAAUGUUGAUUUGCAAAAUGAUGGUAUCAAGUCAAUCGAAUCCAAGGAAUGUGAAAGUAUAAUGGAUCCAAUUUGUCCACCAGUUUCAAAUACAGCAUUGACUAAUUUACUUUAUGAAUAUAAUUUCAAAGCUCAUGAAUACGAUGCAAAUGAUUUGAAUCAAAAUAAUACAUCAUCCUCGUCUGCAUCAACUGUUGCUUGUGAUGAUGAGAAUACAUUUACUAAUCAAGACAAUAAACAUCAUCAAGUGGUCGAUACUGCACCCUUAGUAUCGCCACAAAGAGAUGAUUAUUUGGCUACAAUUCUUGAAGAAUAUUCUCCAUUUUAUAAUUGUCCUAUUGACGAAGAAACUAGCGAAGUUGAAAGAAGUUGUUAUAAUCCUUAUAAAAUUGUAUUUUCAGGACAAUUUUAA
This is a messenger RNA of Lodderomyces orthopsilosis Co 90-125, 957 nucleotides long. RefSeq lists its product as uncharacterized. The record is from RefSeq and is a predicted model, not a curated record. NCBI's taxonomy places the organism in Eukaryota, Fungi, Ascomycota, Pichiomycetes, Serinales, Debaryomycetaceae. Bases 1 to 957 code for a protein of 318 amino acids. The transcript has a single exon.